This is a messenger RNA of Pseudovirgaria hyperparasitica, 1130 nucleotides long. RefSeq lists its product as uncharacterized. The record is from RefSeq and is a predicted model, not a curated record. NCBI's taxonomy places the organism in Eukaryota, Fungi, Ascomycota, Dothideomycetes, Acrospermales, Acrospermaceae. The transcript has a single exon. Gene Ontology annotation, molecular function: nucleic acid binding. Bases 151 to 1008 code for a protein of 285 amino acids.
CACCAAGUUCGUCUCUCACCUGGUGAAAAAUCGACUGAACAUCAAUGCUGUGCCGGCCGCAUUCCUGCAGCUUCUAAGACCAGUCAUCAAUACUAUGUCACUGAUCUCCAUCUUGUAAUUUUUUAGGAUCACUCACCACGCGGCUCCAACAUGGCGAGAGGCAACAAAUUCAAGAAAUCUAAAGCUCCAGAAGAUCCAACAAUCGAUUUUCCGAUCCUCAAGAAAUUAGCUAAUCCCUCAAUACUUCCCGUCGAGUCUACGACCUCUCGCACACACCCUCGCGAUCCCUCCUCCUCAGACGACCACGCCCGCACCCGUCCUCGCACGGCUGCGAAACCAUGGGCAGAUGGCGACGAGGAGCCCCGCUUCGCAACCCCCAAUCAACCUAUCCAAUUUCAUUCACAGCAAUCCAAACAUCCAGAAGCCGUCCAACACAGCGGUCCGCCGAGCUAUUCAUCUCUCCUUCCCUCCCACCUCGCCACAAAUCUCGAAAAAAGCUUCGACGUACACGCACUGAACAUCAGUUCUGGAUCCAAGAUCAAUGCAAAAGUCAAAUCGCUUCUGGGCUUGCUCGAGAAUGGAUUUGACUUUGGCAAGACGGACCAGAAGCCCGGUGUCGUGGCGCUGACGGCGAAAGCCGGCACGGCGAAUAAAAUGAUUAGCGUGGUGGAGAUUGCGAAGAGGGAAUUGGAGAAGGAGAAGCUGAAGUGGUUUCAGUACUCGGCGGUGGGAUCAAGGAUCGAGGAGUUGAAAGAGAAAUUGAAGAAAGAAGAGGGCAAAGGGCAGAAGGGCAAUGGGAGGGCAUUUGGUGGUGACACUGCGGAUACGGAGGAUGUGAAUAUGGUAGAGGAAAUCGAAGAGGAAGCAUUUGAGACGAUGGUUCUACCGGAGAGGAAGAAGGUCAGAGCGGUGCCAUAUUUGACGGUAUAUAUGGCGAGGGUGCCGGUACAACUGCUGAAGGCGGAAUACGGAGAGCAGAUGUACGAUCCGAGGAAGGAUCAGAGAUGAGACGGACUAUAUAGCAUGAGAUAGUCUACACUCAAUUACUGUGAUGCCUUAUCAGGCCCUCUAAGAAUUUGAGCACUGGCGCUAAUUACUAUAUCUAUUUCUCGGAGCAUAGCCCGGGGCAC